Messenger RNA from Striga hermonthica, 1424 nucleotides. The record is from the annotation of a GenBank genome assembly. Lineage: Eukaryota; Viridiplantae; Streptophyta; Magnoliopsida; Lamiales; Orobanchaceae.
GAAGAGCCUUUCCAAGGGUAGCAGUCAAGGCUAUCUUGUUUCCAUGGUAUCCGAUGAUGUUGAUGAGCGGGUGCCCGAGCGAGUAUCUAUUGUUUGCGAGUACCUCGACGUCUUUCCUGAUGAUUUGCCCGGAGGACCGCCAGACCGCCAGGUGGAGUUCACCAUUGAUCUAAUUCCAGGAGCCGACCCCGUUUCUAAGGCCCCUUACCGUAUGGCGCCGAAGGAGCUUCAAGAGCUCAAGGCCCAGAUCCAGGAGUUGCUCAAGCUCGGUUUCAUUCGUCCGAGUGUCUCGCCGUGGGGUGCGCCCGUCCUAUUCGUGAAGAAGAAAGACGGAUCUAUGCGCAUGUGUAUUGACUACCAGGAGUUGAAUGCCCUUACAGUCAAGAACAGGUACCCCCUUCCCCGUAUUGAGGACCUUUUCGACCAGCUGAGAGGAGCUAGCGUCUUCUCAAAGAUUGACUUGCGUUCUGGCUAUCAUCAACUGAAGAUCCGAGAGUCGGAUAUUUCUAAGACUGCUUUCCGUACUCGCUAUGGCCACUAUGAGUUCGUAGUCAUGCCUUUCGGACUCAGCAAUGCCUCGACCGUCUUCAUGGACCUUAUGAAUAGGGUCUUUCAUCCUUUCCUAGACCAGUUCGUCAUUGUGUUCAUCGACGACAUUUUGUUCUAUUCCCGUGAUAUCGAUCAACACAAGGAGCAUCUGAGGAUUGUGCUAGAGACUCUUCGCCGCGAGAAGUUGUAUGCUAAGUUCUCGAAGUGCGAAUUCUGGCUGAACCGCGUGGCAUUCUUUGGCCACAUUGUGACAGCUCGAGGCAUUGAGGUGGAUCCCAGCAAGAUCGAGGCAGUGAGUAAGUGGGAUACGCCGAGAAGCACAACGGAUGUUCGUAGUUUCCUGGGGUUAGCAGGAUACUACAGGAGAUUUAUCGAGGGCUUCUCGAAGAUAGCCCAGCCGCUGACCAACCUUACGAAGAAGGCCGUGAGGUUUGAUUGGAGUCCUCAGUGCGAGAAGAGUUUCCAGGUGUUGAAGAGGAGACUCACUACCGCGCCUAUCCUAUCUAUACCCGACCCUACUUUGGAGUUCACCAUAUAUAGUGAUGCUUCGAAGAUGGGUUUGGGAUGUGUUCUUAUGCAGCAGGGGAAAGUCGUGGCCUGUGCUUCGAGGCAGCUAAAGCCUCACGAGCAGAACUACCCCACUCACGAUCUCGAGUUAGCUGCAGUUGUCCACGCCUUGAAGAUUUGGCGGCACUAUCUCUAUGGAGGCAAGUGUGAGAUCUUUACCGACCACAAGAGCCUGAAGUACAUAUUCAGUCAGAAGGAGCUGAACAUGAGGCAGCGUAGAUGGUUAGAGCUGGUCAAGGACUACGACUGCACCAUUAGCUAUCACCCUGGGAAAGCUAAUGUGGUAGCCGAUGCCCUUAGUCGGUGGA